Ceratina calcarata is the source of this 6330-nucleotide messenger RNA. RefSeq names its product transcription elongation factor SPT6. NCBI's taxonomy places the organism in Eukaryota, Metazoa, Arthropoda, Insecta, Hymenoptera, Apidae. Gene Ontology annotation, biological process: nucleosome organization; transcription elongation by RNA polymerase II; transcription elongation-coupled chromatin remodeling. The transcript is spliced from 10 exons. Gene Ontology annotation, cellular component: transcription elongation factor complex. The coding region runs from base 574 to 5967 and encodes 1797 amino acids. The record is from RefSeq and is a predicted model, not a curated record. Gene Ontology annotation, molecular function: nucleosome binding; histone binding; DNA binding.
UCGGUAACCACGUGAAAGUCCAGCCCUAUCCCAGGAGGAAUAGCAUGUUCAGCAGGCAGUGCUUUCUUUCGGUUGAAGAUAAUUUAUUUCCUUAUGAAACGAGUAACGAAGAAUGAAAUGAAAUCAAAAUUGAUACAAAGAAUAAUGAAUCGACCGGUGAAACAUCAACUAUCUACACCUUAAACUUUUUCCUUUGACGAAUCAGGAUAGUAUGUAUACGCUUAACCAUAUCAGCUUUGGCUUCGGGAUUUGUUGCUAAUAGGCAAAGCCUUACAAAAAUGUCAGUUUUAGAUCGUAUUUGUCUCAUGAACUUCUCUUCAGCAAUUAUUGUAUUACAUAUGUCACAAUUACAUGCAGAUUAUGAAGGAUACGUACCGCGUAGAUGGCGUUUCAUUAUUCUCACAUCAGCCGAACACCUCGCUCGCGAGAAGUGUCAGUGUCAAGUCCCCGAGUGAAUUCCGAACUCCGAACACGAACCUAUAAAUAUUCCAGUUUCUUCGAUUUGUUCUCCGGAAUCAUUAUCAUUGAAUAACGUAGCUCCGUCAAUUCGUAGCGGAGGCUGUCGCUGCAAGAAUGGCCGAUUUCCUAGAUUCGGAAGCAGAGGAGAGCGAGGAGGAGGACGAAUUGAAUGAAGUGGAGAAAAAGAAAUUGAAGAAAAUAAAAGCUGUGGAGGAGAGCGACGACGAAGAGGAGGAAGACGACGAGGAUCGUUUGCGCGAAGAACUAAAGGAUUUGAUCGACGAUAAUCCGAUAGAAGAAAGCGAAGGCGAAGACAGCGAUGCUUCAGGCGCAUCUAAGAAACGCAAAAAGAGUGACGAUGAGGAUUUCGACGAUCGUUUGGAAGACGAAGAUUAUGAUUUGAUAGAAGAGAAUUUGGGGGUCAAAGUCGAGAGAAAACGUUUCAAACGCCUCCGCAGGAUUCAGGACGAAGAAUCGGAAGAGGAACAGGAGAAGGAGGCCGACGACGAUAGAGAUGCCAUCGCAAACGAACUUUUCGAAGGCUCCGGAGAUGAAAGGGAGAUUGCUCUGGAAGACGAAAGAAGAAGCGAGCGGAGUCAUAGGCCCGAGGUGGACACGUUCGACGAAGAGGGGAGCGAGGGCGAGUACACGGACGCGGACGAUUUCAUCGUCGACGACGAUGGGAGACCGAUCGCCGAGAAACGUAAAAAGAAGAAGCCGAUCUUUUCGGACGCGGCCCUGCAGGAAGCUCAAGACAUAUUCGGUGUCGAUUUCGAUUAUGACGAGUUCGGAAAAUACGGCGAGGAAGAUUACGAGGAAGAGGAGGAUGAGGAGGAGGAGGAAGAGGAAGAUGACUACGUGGAUGAGGAAGACGCCGAAAGACCGCGAAGACCGAAGAAACAGUUGAAGAAGAAGACUACCAGGAAAAGUAUCUUCGAAAUCUACGAACCGAGCGAGUUGAAACGCGGUCACUUCACCGACAUGGAUAACGAAAUACGAAACACGGACAUACCGGAAAGAAUGCAACUCCGAUAUGUUCCCGUUACCUCGGUUCCGGAGGGUUCCGACGAACUGGAUCUCGAAGCGGAAUGGAUCUACAAACAGGCCUUCUGUCGACCGACCAUCUCCGUCCAAGAUGCGCAUUUGAACGCCGAAGCUAAAGAAAGGGCUCGAAAGGGACCUCAGACCGUCGGUAAAAUCAAGAAGGCGUUGGAUUUCAUGAGAAAUCAACAGUUCGAGGUACCCUUUGUGUCGUUCUACAGAAAGGAAUACGUUUUGCCAGAGUUGAACAUAAACGAUCUUUGGAAGGUGUACAAGUUCGACGCAAAAUGGUGUCAGCUUCGUCAGAGGAAAGAAAACCUGUUGAAACUAUUUGAGAAGAUGAGAAACUAUCAGUUGGAUGAGAUCAUGAAGAAUCCUGACGCGCCAUUAUCCGAUAAUGUGCGACUGAUCAUGGACGAUGACAUAGAACGACUAAAGAACGUACAGACGAGCGAAGAGCUGAACGACGUUUAUCAUCAUUUCAUGCUGUAUUACAGUCAUGAAAUCCCGGCGAUGCAAGAGGCCGCUCGUCGAAAGGAGAAAGAGGCACGAAAGGAGGCGAAACGAAUGCAGAAACGGAAACAGCGGCUGCUGCGGCGGCGGGCGGAAGGUGGCGAAGAGGAGAACGGAGAUGAUCCGGCUUUGGCGGGGGAAGAAGAAGGAGACGGAGAUGCGGAGGAAGGAGACGAGGAGGAAGAAGAGGAGACUGAAGAACCGGACGACACGUUGAAACAGGCGAUUCGAACCGGUCCGUAUUCCAUCUGCAGGCGAGCCGGUCUCGAAGGUCUUGCAAAAAGGUUCGGUCUCUCUCCGGAGCAUUUCGCUGAAAAUUUACGCGACAACUAUCAACGACACGAAGUGGAUCAAGAGCCCACGGAACCUUUGGUACUCGCGAACGAGUACUGCGGUCAGGUGCUCAAGACUCCGGAAGAGGUGUUGAAAGCCGGUCAAUUGAUGGUGGCCAUUCAGCUGGCGCGCGAACCGUUGGUAAAAAAGUGCGUCCGGGAAAUGUACAUGGAGAGAGCGAAGAUAUCUGUAAGGCCUACGAAAAAAGGGAUCAAAGAGAUAGACGAGAAUCAUCCGAUCUACGGGAUGAAGUAUCUGAAGGAUAAACCAGUGCGCGAUCUUGUCGGCGAUCAGUUUCUAAAAUUGAUCAUAGCCGAGGAGGACAAAUUGAUUUCGAUUUCGUUGAGCGAUACGAUCGAGGGUAAUACAAGCAGCAACUACGUCGAUGAGAUGAAACAGCUGUAUUAUCGAGACGAAUUCAGCAAGAACGUUCAAGAUUGGAAUGCGCUCAGAGUUGGAAGCGUCGAAACGGCGCUGACGCGUAUAGUCCUGCCGAGCCUGAAGAAAGAGCUUCGGACGAAUCUGAUCGCAGAAGCGAAGGAAUGCGUGAUGAGGGCAUGUUGUCGGAAAAUGUACAAUUGGAUCAAGGUCGCUCCUUACACCUACGAAUUUCCCGAGGAAGAAGACGAGGAAUGGGAUACUUCAAAAGGGCUGCGCGUGAUGGGUAUAGCCUACGUUCCGGAUUACUCACAAGCCGCGUUCGCUUGCCUGAUUUCUCCCGACGGAGAGUGCACGGAUCACUUGAGGUUACCGCACUUGUUGAAACGAAAGAAUGGCUAUCGCGAGGACGAAAAGGCUAUGAAGGAAGCGGAUUUGUUGGCAAUUCGGAAUUUUCUAGCGACCAAAAAGCCGCACGUUGUAGCGAUAGGCGGCGAGUCAAGGGAGGCGAUGAUGAUCGCCGCCGACGUAAAAGAAUGCAUCACGAAUCUCGGCGAGGAGGAACAGUUUCCGAGUGUUCAGGUGGAGAUCUGCGACAACGAAUUGGCUAAGAUUUAUUCGAACAGCAACAAAGGUGUAUCCGAGUUCCGGGACUAUCCGGAAUUGUUGCGACAGGCCAUUUCGUUGGCUAGGAGGAUGCAGGAUCCGUUGGUCGAAUUUUCUCAGCUGUGCACCGCUGACGAGGAAAUUUUAUGCCUCAAGUAUCACAGUUUGCAAGAUCAGCUGCCGAAGGACGAGCUACUAGAGAAUUUGUAUCUGGAGUUUGUAAAUCGUGUGAACGAAGUUGGCGUCGACGUGAACAGGGCAGUGCAGCAAGCGUAUUGCGGGAACCUGGUUCAAUUCGUGUGUGGUUUGGGUCCCAGGAAAGGUCAAGCGUUGAUCAAGAUGUUGAAACAGACGAAUCAAAGGUUGGAGAACAGAACGCAGCUGGUAACUGCUUGCCACAUGGGGCCGAAGGUUUUCAUCAAUUGCGCCGGUUUCAUCAAGAUAGAUACGAACAGUUUAGGAGACAGCACCGAGGCGUACGUUGAGGUACUCGACGGAUCUCGCGUGCAUCCAGAAACGUACGAAUGGGCGAGGAAGAUGGCUGUCGACGCUUUGGAGUACGACGACGAGGACGCGAAUCCCGCUGGCGCUCUUGAGGAGAUUCUCGAGUCUCCAGAGAGGCUAAAGGAUCUUGAUCUGGACGCGUUCGCGGAGGAGCUCGAGAGACAAGGUUUCGGCAAUAAAUGCGUCACGUUGUAUGAUAUCAGAGCAGAAUUGAAUUGCAGAUACAAAGAUUUACGCGUGCCGUAUCAGUCGCCGAGCCCAGAAAAGUUGUUUGACGUUCUGACCAAAGAAACACCGGAAACGUUUUACGUCGGUAAACUGGUGUUGGCGACGGUAAUCGGGAUCAGCCACAGGAAACCGCAGGGCGAACAGUUGGAUCAAGCCAACCCGGUGAGGAACGACGAGACCGGAUUGUGGCAAUGCCCUUUCUGUUUGAAGAACGACUUCCCGGAACUCUCCGAAGUAUGGAAUCAUUUCGAUGCCGGUGCUUGUCCCGGCAAAGCCACUGGCGUCAGAUUGAGAUUGGACAACGGGAUAUCCGGUUAUAUUCACAUAAAAAACUUAUCCGACAGACACGUCGCAAAUCCCGAAGAGAGAGUGAGCGUUGGCCAGAUAAUACACUGUCGCAUAAUCAAAAUUGAGGUGGACCGAUUCAGCGUGGAAUGUACCAGCAAAAGCAGCGAUCUCGCAGACAAAAAUCACGAGUGGAGGCCGCAAAGGGAUCCGUUCUACGAUUUGGAAUCCGAACAGAAGGAUGCGAAAGUUGAGGAGGACGCGAAAAAAGCAAAGCAACGUCAGACCUACGUGAAACGUGUAAUCGUGCAUCCAUCCUUUCACAAUAUCAGUUUCGCGGAAGCCGAGAAAUUGAUGCAGACCAUGAAACAAGGAGAAGCAAUAGUCAGGCCGAGCAGCAAAGGCGCCGAUCACUUGACAGUCACGUGGAAAGUAACCGAUCAAAUUUAUCAACACAUAGACGUACGGGAGGAAGGAAAGGAAAACGCUUUCUCCCUGGGGCAAAGCCUGUGGAUCGGGAACGAAGAAUUCGAAGAUUUGGACGAGAUCAUCGCGAGGCACGUUAAUCCUAUGGCUGCGUACGCUUCAGAAUUGUUAGAUUUCAAAUACUACAAGCCGACCGUCGAAGGUAUCAAGGAUAAAGCUGAGGAAAUUCUGAAGGAGCAAAAGAAAGAUAACCCUGGAGGGAUUCCUUAUAUAAUAUCCGCCGCGAAGAAUUAUCCUGGAAAAUUUCUACUGUCUUACCUGCCGCGGGCUCGAUGCCGUCACGAAUACGUAACGGUGUCGCCGGAAGGAUUCCGAUUCAGGGGACAAAUGUUUGGCAGAGUGAGCGAUCUCUUCCGAUGGUUCAAAGAACACUUUCGGGAUCCGGUACCUGGACAAUCUACUCCUAGUACUCCUCGCGGUGCUAUGACGUCCAGAACGCCGUAUCAUACGACUCCGGGCGCGGUUACCGGGAUGAAUCAAGAAGCAAUACAGCGAGUAGCGCAGAAUCUUCCACAUCACAUGUUGCAUUCUCUGACUCAAGUGGCGAAUCAAACUCCACAUCACUAUCCGCCGCACACGCCGGGAACGGCGAGCGCUGCUGCUGGUUACGGUGGCGUUCACACUUACCCCAACACGCCGUACACUCCAUCCGGACAAACGCCUUUCAUGACGCCUUAUCAAACGCCGCAUCAUACCCCGCAUCAUCACGGCCAACCGACGCCGAGGUACGGUCAACAAACGCCUAGUCACCAGCAGCAAGCCAAUCCGUUCGUCCAUCCACCUCCUCCUUCCGCCGGGAUGACCGGGCCGGGGCAUCACAGAUCGACUCCGUCGCACAGACCUACACCUCCCAUGUCCGCGGCCGGCGAUCCUAUGGAUUGGAAGAAGGCGGCGGAAGCGUGGGCUCGUUUGAAAAGCGGACCGCGCGUACCUGGUUCUACUCCGAGGUACGAAGACUCGAGGAAGAUACCGCGUAAUUACGAGGAAUCAAUCGGUAGAACGACACCGCGGAAUAGAACUUCGAACGCUCGGACACCUUCUUACAAGUCUCCACGAGGUACGCCGCACACCAAUUCUAGUCCACGGAGUAUGUCUCUCAGUGGAGACGGAACUCCUUUGUACGACGAAAGCUAACGAGUUCGCGUACGCGUAAUUAAUCGUCUUUCUCCGCGCGCUAUAUGUACGAUGUAAAAAAUCGUAUUGUUGGAUAUUUUACUCGCUGUAGUUUUUUUUAAUGUGGAUUUUACCCGUCAUCGUGCGCUAACUCGUAACGAACGCGUACGUGCAGAUGAUCAUGUAAGUAUGUAUUUGUAACUAUUACUUAUUUCACGUAUAACGUAUAUUUUUUCAUCAUGUUUGAGUUUCAGCUUUAACGAUGCUGAGUUAUCGUACAAUUCUUAGGUUUUAACUUAGCUAUGCAACACGUUUCUUACAAACUUUAUACACUUGUUAAAUUACAUCGCUGAUCAAUGAAUAAAACAAUUUUAUCUUGUACAA